Molecule: messenger RNA, 921 nt
Organism: Gloeophyllum trabeum ATCC 11539
Lineage: Eukaryota; Fungi; Basidiomycota; Agaricomycetes; Gloeophyllales; Gloeophyllaceae
Exons: 3
Coding region: 1-921 (306 amino acids)
Biological process (GO): regulation of DNA-templated transcription
Molecular function (GO): DNA-binding transcription factor activity; sequence-specific DNA binding
Source: RefSeq, a predicted model, not a curated record
AUGGCCUCCGAUCAGCAGGUUGCGCUGGCCAGAGUGCAGCGGGCGAGCACGAGCAACUUGACAAAGUCGACCAGACAAGUCGUGCCGGCCUUUCUGCAGAAGCUGUAUGAAAUGGUGAACGACCCUACCAAUAACGACUUGAUACGAUGGGCGGACGCGGGCGACUCGUUCUUCGUGCUGGAUCACGAACGGUUUGCGAGGGAAGUGCUCGGACGCUGGUUCAAGCAUCAGAACUUCAGCUCGUUCGUUCGGCAACUGAACAUGUACGGGUUCCACAAAAUCCCCCACCUCCAGCAAGGCGUCCUCAAGUCCGAAGCCGAGACCGAGUUUUGGAACUUUGAACAUGCCAAUUUCCGCCGCGGCCAGCCCGAUCUCCUCGCUUUCAUUCAGCGCAAAAAGCAAGCGCCACAACCGAACGGAAAUGAAGACCAUCUCCUCGAAGCUGCGAAGGAUCCGAACAACCCGAUGGCUGUCAACGGAUCCUUGUCGGCCGGACAACUCCUCGAUAUGAACGCGAUUGUCAACGGCAUCACAGUCAUUAAACGCCAUCAGGCUGCCAUUUCCACUGACCUGAACGAUUUGAAGUCGUCAAAUCAGCAACUCUGGCAGGAAGCCCUGGCCGCUCGCGAGCGCCACAAGAAACAACAGGACACGAUCAAUCGGAUUCUCAAGUUCCUUGCUGGAGUGUUCGGACAGGGGUCCGCCCCCAAGCAUGACGGUAGCCAUAGUCCUCCCGCAAUGAUGCCGCGCAAGCGACAGCGCCUGAUGAUUGGCGAUAUGGACAGGAUGGAUGGGAAGGCGCGCGCUGUGGAGAUUACGGAUGUCGACGAUGAAGAGGAUGAGGAGAUGCAUUUACGGAGUCCGACCUCGACGGAUCGAGGGCAGUCGCCCUUUGCAGGCAGUGAGUGUCGUUUUCGCUGA